GCCUCCAAGUGGCCAUAUUGAAAGCAGUGCGAGUCUGUCCGUGUUUAAUGUGGAGAGCUGCUAAAGACGGAUAAUUCCCGCACACAGCCACUUCUGACGAUGGCGGCCAAUGAGCAUGAAGAAAAGCGCAACCUGGAGCUCGGAGGUCAUGUGGGGUUUGACAGUCUUCCAGAUCAGUUGGUCAGUAAAUCAGUUGCACAGGGAUUCUGCUUCAACAUCCUCUGUGUCGGUGAGACAGGGAUAGGCAAGUCAACAUUAAUGAACACUCUUUUCAAUACAACAUUUGAAAAUGAGGAAGCCAGCCACUAUCAGAGUGAGGUACAGUUACGCCCACAAACCUAUGAUCUGCAGGAGAGCAAUGUUAACCUCAAGCUGACCACUGUGCACACUGUAGGGUUCGGAGACCAAAUCAACAAAGAGGAAAGCUAUAAACCCAUCCUUGAGUAUAUUGAUGCCCAAUUUGAAAGGUUUCUUGAGGAGGAGCUAAAAAUAAAACGUUCCUUGUUUAACUGCCAUGACACAAGAAUCCAUAUCUGUCUGUAUUUCAUCGCUCCCACUGGACACUCCCUGAAGUCCCUUGAUCUAGUUACAAUGAAGAAACUGGACAGCAAGGUGAACAUCAUCCCCAUUAUUGCAAAGGCAGACACGGUAUCCAAGAGCGAAUUGGACAAAUUAAAGAUCAAGAUUAUGAGUGAGCUGGUCAGUAAUGGAGUUCAGAUUUAUCAGUUCCCUACAGAGGAUGAAGCUGUUGCAGAGAUCAACACCUCCAUGAAUACUCAUCUUCCCUUUGCUGUGAUUGGAAGUGUAGAAGAAAUUAAAGUGGGAAAUAAGAUGGUGAAAGCAAGGCUGUACCCCUGGGGAUCAGUACAGGUGGAGAAUGAAAACCACUGUGAUUUUGUGAAGCUGAGGGAGAUGCUACUGCGUGUGAACAUGGAGGAUCUCCGAGAGCAAACACACACCCGACACUAUGAGCUCUACCGUCGCUGCAAGCUAGAAGAGAUGGGCUUCAAGGACACAGGCCUGGACAGCCACUCGUUCAGCCUUCAGGAGACAUACGAAGCCAAGAGGAAGGAGUUCCUUGUGGAUCUGCAGCGCAAAGAGGACGAAAUGAGACAGAUGUUUGUCAACAAGGUGAAGGAGACAGAAGCAGAGCUGAAAGAAAAGGAAAAAGAGCUUCACGAGAGGUUUGAGCAGCUCAAGAGGAUGCACCAGGAAGAAAAGAAGAAUCUGGAGGAGAAAAGAAGAGAACUGGAGGAGGAGAUGAAUGCCUUCAAUAGACGAAGGGUUGCAGCUGAGACACUGAUGGGACAGGCACUCCAAGGCUGCUCACAACAACCAUUCAAAAAGGACAAGGACAAGAAGAACUUCUUUAGUCUUCCAUCUGCGUGCUCCUUAACCUCAGGAAGGAAUUUGAAUUAGAAGACUUUCUACCCCCAUCAAAAGAUCACAGACUAACAAUCAAGUAUAUUAUUUUUACAAUGUGAAAUAACAAUUUUAUAGAAAUGCACUUAACAUCCUUGGAAGUGAUUCAGCCUGACGUCUUCCAUGUCUACUAAACUCUAAGCAGCGCUCUGUAGCAUGGUCUCUGCAGGGCUCUUAACCUUCAUUCCUAGAAGUAUUAAAAGAUUACCAAAAUCUCUGUUUUUGUACUAAAUGUGCUACCUUCAUUUCAUGUUAUGCUUGUAGUUUUUGACUGACAAUUUACACUGUGAAAUAUAAAGUGACAUGAUAGUCCUGUAAUGUUGUUUGGAUUGUAUAUUAUGAUUUAUAUGCACUUUAAACCAGUCAUAAUACCAAUACUAUCUUUAAUCAUUAUAAAAGGUGCCCUAUCAUGCUAACAUGUCAGCCCUUAUGUUGUGUCAAAAA
Messenger RNA from Sander lucioperca (pikeperch), 1866 nucleotides. Its product is annotated as septin-8-A-like. Gene Ontology annotation, molecular function: GTP binding; molecular adaptor activity; GTPase activity. The record is from RefSeq and is a predicted model, not a curated record. Gene Ontology annotation, biological process: cytoskeleton-dependent cytokinesis. The coding region runs from base 100 to 1419 and encodes 439 amino acids. Gene Ontology annotation, cellular component: septin complex; cell division site; septin ring. NCBI's taxonomy places the organism in Eukaryota, Metazoa, Chordata, Actinopteri, Perciformes, Percidae. The transcript has 10 exons.